Messenger RNA from Oncorhynchus masou masou (cherry salmon), 1351 nucleotides. RefSeq lists its product as uncharacterized. The transcript has 3 exons. The record is from RefSeq and is a predicted model, not a curated record. NCBI's taxonomy places the organism in Eukaryota, Metazoa, Chordata, Actinopteri, Salmoniformes, Salmonidae. The coding region runs from base 334 to 588 and encodes 84 amino acids.
GGCGUGUCUCGUGGACGUGCUCCAGGGAUGAUCUAUUUAAAGUUCAGGCGCUCCAUGAGCUCCACAAACCUUUCCAUGUUGCUAUCCAGUGCACGGACCAACCGCGCAUUUGGAACAGAACGCUCGCUCCGCACAGAGUCUUGUGCAGUUCGCGACAGCUGGCCUUUGAACUGAAAUCAGAUAGUCCACCAAUCAAAGUUGCAAAUGUUGAAUUCACCAUUGAAUUGGAACCAGUAGUCCGAUACGACUGUACAUGUAGCCUACUUGAAAAUUGCGCAUUGUUCUUCAAGAUCUGCAAAGUUGCAGCUACAUCAGUGGUCCUCAGCUCCAGACAUGGGUGUGAAGGUGCUCCAGUGCUUCCCCUGGUACAGACGCUGUAAAGAGCGAUGCAAGGCUAAACAGUGCCCCCCAUCUGCAGUCCCAAGUGAGGAGAUGAAGCCCCGCCUGUCGUCCACAGUGUCGUGUGGUAGCGAGGGCGAGAGCAGCAGCAGUCUGAGUGGCUCCCAGAUCUACUUCUCCACCAAGGCUCGCCUCUCCUUCAGACACCAGAUGGACAGCAACUUCAACGCAGUGGAUGCCACCUGCUGAAUAGAUCAGCCCCGACGUGCCGAGUAGUCUUCAUUAGGCAUCAAACGGAAGAAAAGGGACUGAAAUAGGGAGGGAAUACCUGGGCUUGUCCGAUAAGAAGCGCUUCCGUUGUGAAACAUUUUUUGCUACGGUGUACCCUAAUGAAUACGACCCUGGCUUACAGUGCUGGGAAUGACACUUUAGUUUCUACUGAGGCAUCCCUCCUGUCAUCAUCACCAUUGCCCAAAAAUGAACUCUCGCCCCUCCACUAUGAUAUCCAUUAUUAUAGCUCAACAGACCAUAGAAUGUAAAGGACUGAGACUUGAUCUACUCAGUGGUACCUAUGUACUCGACGUUCGUUCUCAACUCCCCUUCAGAAGUGACUGUAAAGGAUGGAUAUAUCACAGUAGAUUGAGUUCUUCACUAGAGAAAUGCAGAAUGCACUGCUGGUGUGGCUAGUAGAGAUGGAAAAAUGUUUACUACAUCAUUACCAGCCAAGUGCAUCAUUCUCCUUUUCUUUUGGGAGGAGGGGGGGGGGCAGGUAAAAGACCACAACUGCAAAUUCAAGUCUUUUAAAAUACUAGCUGUUGAAUACAAGAACAUGUGUCACUCCCAACUUUAAAUACAGGCUUUUUUGUUUUUAUCCUAACUUGCUGAGAAAAACAUGGUAACUAGAUUUUGAUUGGUUUGGCUGAUGAAGAUACUAAUGAGUUUGUGCCUUUUAAACUUACCUUUUGAACAUUUCCUCAAUUAAAUUCAGUUUGGUGCUGGCUGUCUUCUUCUA